This is a messenger RNA of Echinops telfairi (small Madagascar hedgehog), 2933 nucleotides long. RefSeq names its product TLE family member 3, transcriptional corepressor (gene TLE3). Gene Ontology annotation, cellular component: transcription regulator complex; nucleus. The transcript has 20 exons. Lineage: Eukaryota; Metazoa; Chordata; Mammalia; Afrosoricida; Tenrecidae. Bases 35 to 2374 code for a protein of 779 amino acids. Gene Ontology annotation, molecular function: protein binding; transcription corepressor activity. The record is from RefSeq and is a predicted model, not a curated record. Gene Ontology annotation, biological process: negative regulation of canonical Wnt signaling pathway; regulation of DNA-templated transcription.
GUCCAAGCUCUCGGAAUCCCGACCCCUCCCUGCCAUGUAUCCGCAAGGCAGACAUCCGGCUCCCCAUCAACCCGGGCAGCCAGGAUUUAAAUUCACGGUGGCGGAGUCUUGUGACAGGAUCAAAGACGAAUUCCAGUUUCUGCAAGCUCAAUAUCACAGCCUUAAAGUGGAGUACGACAAGCUGGCUAACGAGAAGACGGAGAUGCAGCGCCAUUACGUGAUGUACUAUGAGAUGUCCUAUGGCUUGAAUAUUGAAAUGCACAAGCAGACCGAGAUCGCCAAGAGACUGAACACCAUUCUAGCCCAGAUCAUGCCUUUCCUGUCCCAAGAGCACCAGCAGCAGGUGGCUCAGGCAGUGGAGCGCGCCAAGCAGGUCACCAUGACGGAGCUGAACGCCAUCAUCGGGGUACGUGGACUCCCCAGUCUGCCUCUCACCCAACAGCAGCUCCAGGCCCAGCACCUUUCCCACGCCACGCAUGGCCCCCCGGUCCAGCUGCCACCCCACCCGUCGGGCCUCCAGCCUCCUGGUAUCCCCCCGGUGACGGGGGCCAGCUCGGGGCUGCUGGCACUUGGCGCCCUGGGCAGCCAGGCUCACCUGACAGUGAAGGACGAGAAGAACCACCAUGAACUUGACCACAGAGAGAGAGACUCGAGUGCGAACAACUCGGUGUCUCCCUCGGAAAGCCUGCGUGCCAGCGAGAAGCACCGGGGCUCCUCGGACUACGGCAUGGAAGCCAAGAAGCGGAAAGCAGAGGAGAAGGACAGUCUGAGCCGAUACGACAGUGACGGGGACAAAAGUGAUGACCUGGUGGUGGACGUUUCCAAUGAGGACCCAGCGACGCCCCGGGUCAGCCCGGCAAACUCCCCCCCUGAAAACGGGCUGGACAAAGCCCGGGGCCUGAAGAAGGACGCCCCCACCAGCCCCGCCUCAGUGGCCUCCUCCAGUAGCACACCCUCCUCCAAGACCAAAGACCUCGGUCAUAAUGACAAAUCCUGCACUCCUGGGCUCAAGUCCAACACCCCCACGCCCAGGAACGACGCCCCAACUCCGGGCACCAGCACCACGCCGGGGCUCCGGUCGAUGCCAGGCAAACCUCCAGGCAUGGACCCGCUAGCCUCUGCCUUGCGCACGCCCAUCUCCAUCACCAGUUCCUACGCCACGCCGUUUGCCAUGAUGAGCCACCACGAGAUGAACGGCUCCCUCACCAGCCCCGGUGCCUACGCCAGCCUCCACAACAUCCCGCCCCAGAUGAGUGCCGCCGCCGCCGCUGCCGCCGCCGCCUAUGGCCGGUCGCCAAUGGUGAGCUUCGGAGCUGUUGGUUUUGACCCCCAUCCGCCCAUGCGGGCCACGGGCCUGCCCUCAAGCCUCGCCUCCAUUCCUGGCGGAAAACCAGCGUACUCGUUCCAUGUGAGUGCCGACGGGCAGAUGCAGCCCGUGCCCUUCCCCCACGACGCACUGGCAGGCCCCGGCAUCCCCCGGCAUGCCCGCCAGAUCAACACGCUGAGCCAUGGGGAGGUGGUGUGCGCCGUGACCAUCAGCAACCCCACUCGGCAUGUCUACACCGGCGGCAAGGGCUGCGUGAAGAUCUGGGACAUCAGCCAGCCGGGCAGCAAGAGCCCCAUCUCUCAGCUGGACUGCCUGAACAGGGACAACUACAUCCGCUCCUGCAAGCUGCUUCCUGAUGGGCGCACGCUUAUCGUUGGCGGCGAGGCCAGCACACUCACCAUCUGGGACCUGGCCUCGCCCACACCCCGCAUCAAGGCCGAGCUAACGUCCUCGGCGCCCGCCUGCUAUGCCCUGGCCAUCAGCCCUGAUGCCAAGGUCUGCUUCUCCUGCUGCAGCGACGGCAACAUUGCCGUCUGGGACCUGCACAACCAGACCCUGGUCAGGCAGUUCCAGGGCCACACGGACGGGGCCAGCUGCAUCGACAUUUCCCACGAUGGCACCAAGCUGUGGACAGGGGGCCUGGACAACACUGUGCGCUCCUGGGACCUCCGGGAGGGCCGGCAGCUGCAGCAGCAUGACUUCACUUCCCAGAUCUUCUCCCUGGGCUACUGCCCCACUGGGGAGUGGCUGGCCGUGGGCAUGGAGAGCAGCAACGUGGAGGUGCUGCAUCACACCAAGCCCGACAAGUACCAGCUGCAUCUGCAUGAGAGCUGUGUGCUCUCCCUCAAGUUUGCCUAUUGUGGCAAGUGGUUUGUGAGUACUGGGAAAGAUAACCUGCUCAACGCCUGGAGGACGCCCUAUGGGGCCAGCAUCUUCCAGUCUAAAGAAUCCUCGUCCGUCUUGAGUUGUGACAUUUCGGCGGAUGACAAAUAUAUUGUAACGGGCUCUGGUGACAAGAAGGCCACAGUUUACGAGGUCAUCUAUUAAACAAGGGCUCUGUCGGGGCUAUCAAAUGCCGGAGAAGCAGACGGGGCUGUCAGCGAGACCCUGGGCGCAGGCCCCUGUGGACAGCGGCGUGGUCCAGGUUGCGCCCCGUCCGGGCUGCGAGGGCACGCUCCUGGCUCCUCUUCCUCCCCAACACCCCUGGCCGAUGUUACAAAUAGAACUCGGACUCCCCACCGACACCCUCCUGAAUCUGUGUCUCUUCUUGACCUUUCUUUGGGCCUGUCCCCACGGCCUGGGGUCGGGGACACAGGAGUGGACCACAUUUUUGUGCUGGGGUGGGGGUGGGGGGUCUCUUGUUCCCACUGUGCAGUGCACAGGGUUUGUGAAACGUGUUCAUAGCGGACUUCUGGCUCUGGGCCUGGUCAGUGGGGGGGGGAGGCCCUGUCUGCCCCACGGGAACCCCUCCGCUCCUGUUUUCGACUGCUGUAUGUGUCAUCCACUCCUGGGGGUGGCUUUUUUUCAUUCCUUCGUUUGUUUACUUUUAAACAGAACUUACCAUCUGGGGAGGGGGGACAGGGGAAGGGAGGGAACAAGCUGAGGA